AUGGACAAGGGGCUCCCUACCACCGCACAGGCCGCCCCCGCGCGCCCUCGACACCGCUCGCGGCGUGUGUGGAGACUGCUCCUUGCCGUCAUCUCCCUCGCCCUGCUCCAGUCAACCACCAACGUCUUCAGUACUCAGUGGUCGACGCACACGUCAGAAGUCCCGCUCAACGCUCAUGAGGUUCUCGACAAGUGCGCAUUGCUCAAUACUCAGCCAGGCCCACCCCCAGACUUCAACCUACGCAAGCAGUCGGACCGCUUCGUUGCUGGUACACCGCCCACUCUCAUCAAGAACGCGUCUAUCUGGACUGGACGGGUCGACGGGCUUGAGGUCCUUCAUGGGGACGUUCUGCUUGAUGGAGGGCUCAUCAAACGCGUCGGUCACAUCGAACAGGAUAUGCUGGAUGUAUACGACGACCUGACUACAGUUGAUGCCGCCGGUGCUUGGGUUUCGCCUGGCAUCGUUGACCUCCACAGUCAUCAAGGAGUUGACUCAAGCCCUGAGCUUCGGGGCUCAGAUGACACAAACUCGCUCAAGGGCGUAGCGCAACCAUGGUUGCGUGCUCUGGAUGGCCUCAAUACGCACAGUGACGCUUACAAGCUUAGCAUUGCUGGCGGUGUCACUACUGUGCUCGUGCUGCCUGGCUCAGCCAAUGCGAUCGGUGGUCAGGGUGUCGUCAUCAAGCUACGCCCGACAGAUGCCAGGACGCCCACAGGGCUGAUGCUAGAGAGUCCUUGGGAAAUCAAUGGUACGGUGUACGACCCGUCCGUCAGCUUGCGCUGGAGACAGAUGAAACAUGCUUGUGGAGAGAACCCGAGCCGAGUAUAUGGUUUCACGCGUAUGGACACGACUUGGUCGUUCCGUCAAGCCUAUGAGAAGGCCCGUCAAAUCAAAGUAUCUCAGGACGAGUAUUGUGCCAAAGCUACCGCUGGCGAGUGGACCGGCUUGGGCGCGUUCCCGGAGGAUCUCCAAUGGGAGGCUCUGGUCGACGUCCUGAGAGGUCGUGUGAAGGUACAUAAUCACUGCUACGAGACGGUUGAUCUGGACGACAUGGUUCGCCUCACGAACGAGUUCAAGUUCUCUAUUGCUGCAUUCCACCAUGCGCACGAGACGUACCUCGUUCCGGACACGCUGAAGAAAGCUUACGGUCACCCGCCGGCUGUCGCGCUUUUCGCGAGCAAUGCGCGGUACAAGCGUGAGGCCUACCGUGGCUCAGAGUUUGCCCCUCGUAUUCUCGCGGAAAACGGCUUAUCAGUCGUCAUGAAGGCACACCACUACGGCCUGCCGGCGAAUCUUGCACUUGCUUCUGUGACGAGCACACCUGCCACCGUGAUGGGUAUGGACCACCGCAUUGGGUUCAUCAAGACCGGUUACGACGCGGACAUAGUCCUUUGGGACAGCCACCCGCUAGCCCUCGGCGCGACGCCGAAGCAAGUAUGGAUUGACGGCGUCGCCCAGCUUGAGCAUCCAUACACUGUGACAAAACCCUCCGCCUCACAGCACGUACCUGAGAAGCCCAACUUUGACAAAGAGGCUGAGGCCGCCCUCAAAUACGAGGGUCUCCCUCCGCUUGAGCCGGAGCACGCGACAGCGAACUUCAUCAUCUUCCGCAAUGUGAGCAGCGUGUACAGGCGCCAGGACCAGAGCGUCAAGGAGGUCUUCCGUGCAUCUGUCGUCGGCGACGAGGGCGUUGUGGUUACGGCGGAAGGCAAAGUCAUCUGCGCUGGUUCGAUGGUGGAGUGCCCGUCGAGCCUCUACGAUCGUCGUGCUGAGAUCCUCAACCUCGAGGGCGGGUCUGUGGCGCCUGGUCUGGUUACGUAUGGCUCUCCGCUCGGUCUGGAAGAGAUUACGGCGGAACGCUCGACUAUUGAUGGAUAUGCACUCGACCCGCUGACCGAUGUGAUUCCGAAGAUCAUUGGCGGCAACAGUGCAGUAGUCGCUGCGGUUGACGGCCUUCAGUUCGGUACUCGGGAUGCUCUACUGGCUUACCGCGCGGGCGUCACGACCGCCAUUGCUGCACCACAGUCAUACGGGUUCCUGUCGGGCCUGACUACUGCUCUGCACAUCGGUAUCCACUACGGUGCGGGCCCGAGCGUGAGCACGCAGAUCGCUGCGCUCCGAGCACUCCUACGUACCGAGGUUAAGCGACCGCUGGGCAACUUGGUCGAGAAAGUCAAGAAGGGCGAGAUGACCCUCGUCGUGGACACAGGGAGGGAACACAUCAAGAUGACCUUCGCCGGUGCGAGCGAGGCGCACCUGCUUGCGAAGGAGAUUGGUGAGGCUGGUAUUGGCGUGCUCAUCACUCGCCCUCGCCCGUUCCCUGGAACUUGGGAACAGAGGAGAAUCAUGCCCGGUCUCCCUCUGUCUGAGACGAACGCCAUUACCGCGCUCACCGGCAACAACGUCACCGUCGGUAUUGGUAUUGAGGAAGCAUGGCAAGCGCGCAACACGCGGUGGGAUGCGUCAUGGGCCGCGCUUGAGAGUGGCGGAGAAAUUUCGAAGGCAGAAGCGCUUGCGCUUGCCUCCGUCCACGUUGAGAAGGUGCUCGGCGUCGAAGUCGACGACAUUGAAAGUGAUCUCAUCGCCACGCACGGCGGAGACCCGCUCCAGCUCAGUAGCAAGGUAGUGGGUAUCAUCUCUCCCCGCAGGGGCGUUGUAGAUCUACUGUAG
Molecule: messenger RNA, 2670 nt
Organism: Fomitopsis serialis
Lineage: Eukaryota; Fungi; Basidiomycota; Agaricomycetes; Polyporales; Fomitopsidaceae
Product: composite domain of metallo-dependent hydrolase
Exons: 17
Coding region: 1-2670 (889 amino acids)
Biological process (GO): purine nucleobase catabolic process
Cellular component (GO): cytoplasm
Molecular function (GO): allantoinase activity
Source: RefSeq, a predicted model, not a curated record